GACUGUGCGGCAGAAGGCCAACUACAAAGAGAGCUGGAGAGAUAAGACGGGCAAACCAGCACGGAGGUGGACUUAGUGACGGAGUUUAGUUUUAAUUUAAUUAAAAGUUAUUCCUCUAUUUUAGUUUUUCACGUAAACAAGGCAGUAAGCACGGCCAGGUAACACUUUAUAUUUGGCAUUUAAAAUCUAGAAACUACCUUAAACGAAACGUUUUGGGGGAAAAAAACCUCAACAACUACCUUGCGUCGGCCUGCGAAACACUUGUGGCUAUUUGGGAAUAGCAGCAGUGUUGACCUGAUGUUGACCUUUGACCUGAAAAAAAGUCCUCAAGUCUCCAUCCACUGGAGCUCCUAGAACUGAACCAGGCUGCAGGGUGCAUGGUAAGCAGUACUUGAUGCAUGGUGUUUGCAUGACCCCAUUCUGUCUUGGUGUGGGACUAAGAAGAGCUGAAAUCAACCAAUCAUGUCUCAGGCCUCCAUACACAUCAUCAAUGGCAACACAGCAGAGCAAGGGGAGAGGUUGGUCAGCAGCAGUGCUGAGGAUGACAAGGAGCCUGUGGCCACGCCCCCGUACUUCCUGGAAACCCCGUAUGGCUACCAGCUGGACCUGGACUUCCUGAAGUAUGUGGAGGACAUCGAGCGUGGCAACACCAUCAAGAGGCUGAACCUUCAGCGUAGAGUGAGGCCGGCCUGUGUGGCGGUGGAUCCUGUGUCCAGGGGAGGGAGUGUGGGUGGGGGUGGUGGGGGCGGUGGGGGCGGUGGGCCGGCUCAGUGGACCUCAACUGAUUCCCUGACCUCGUCUAAUAGCAGUGAAGAGAUCCAGCAGAGCCCUGUGUUUUACUCCUCCCCUCACACCCCCAUCCUGAUCCGCCACGCCUCCGCCCCACCCUAUGAGCCCCCCUCUACCCUCCCUCCCCCUACGCUCCUGAGUGCCCCCCCCGAUCAACCAAAACGCACCCACCUCCCACCCCCCUCCCCACGGGUGACGCCCCGCCACAACCUCCAGGUGGAGCAGACCUUGAUGGAGACUAGGAGGAGGUUGGAACAGGAGCGCCUCCUCAUGCAGCCCCCCACACCCUCUGACCCCCCAGCUCCUCGCCGGCGCCUGGCGUCGUUAGGAACGAUGGGGGGGUCCAACUCCUCCCUGUCCCUGCCGCCCAACCUACACCUCCCAAAUGGGGGCGGAAGUAGUGGAGACUAUACCUCCUACUACACCUCCUCCAUGGGCUCCUCCAUCCGCCACAGCCCCUUGUCCUCGGGCAUGACCACUCCCAUCACCAACGUGUCUCCGCUCCACCUGCAACACAUCCGGGAGCAGAUGGUGGUAGCCUUGCGCCGUCUCAAGGAGCUAGAGGAGCAGGUGAAGACCAUACCUGUCCUGCAGGUGAAGAUCGCAGUGUUGCAGGAGGAGAAGAGACAGCUGGCGGGUCAGAAGAGCCAGAGGCCAGGGAUGGGAGGAGGAUCUGGAGUUUUCCGGAAGAGGUCUUACAGUGUGGGCUGUGCUGACCAGGUGGCUGACCAGCUGGAACCCCAGAUCCAGGGAGAACUUCACAUUGUGGAAACGGAGGGUCAGAGUGCUCAGGAGUUAGAGGAGUUCCAGAGGCUGGCUGCCGAGGUCCGGGCCCUGGAGAGGCUCAACCAGGACCAGCAGCUCCCCCACAGUAACAACAACCAGACAAGGUCCUCCUCAAUACCCGUCCCAGACCAGAACAUGAACGAAGCCACACCAGUCCCUGUGGUUGCCCGGAGAAAGUCACUCGUGACAACUCCUGUACAGAGACGACGCAGCUGCCGGGACGUUGGCAUGAUUACAGAGCGGUGUGAGACACGUAGCACUGGGUCAAGUGUGACAGAAGUCAUGUUGGGCAUGACCAGCGAGGUGGAGGCGGAGUUGGAGCUGAAGGAGACCACAAUCGAGGCCCUGAAGGAGAAGAUCUACCAGCUGGAGGUGGAGCUGAAGGAGACCACCCACCUGUUGGAGAUGUCCAAGCUGAAACUGGAGCUUCAGGCAGCCGGGGGAGCCAAUAAGAAAAAGGCUGAUAAAGGAUGCCAGGCUCGGCCCGACACCUACAGCACGGCCUGCGAGGCACGCCCCAACACCCAGAGCACUGCCUCCGACACCGGGAGGGCCCUAACCCACAGCCAGGGGGUGGGCAACCACCUAGAGACCCGCCACGCCUCCACCGGGGAGGGAGUCCACAUGGUGGAGGUGGGGGUGACAUGUCUGCCCAGCCUGACCCAACGUGCAGCUGGGCCUGAUCUGCCCAUGGCCCGCUGGCAGGACCAGUGUGUUGGAACGCAGGUGGAGGUGUGUGACCAGACGGUUGGAGGCGGUGUGUGUGUGUGUGAGGUGGGGGUAAACACGGAAGAGACGUUUGACAGCGUAGAACUGCGCAAAGCCCAGGAGGCUGUGGUCCUCAAGGAGAGCCGUUCAGUGGGCAUCGUGGAGAGCCGGUCAGUGGGCAUCGGGGACUGUUCCAUUGAUGUCACGGUCUCUCCCAUUAAAAAGCUGGUUACCACGGGGACUGACCCUGUCCUGGUCCACACGUUAGACUCUGCCGUCAUGGUAACCCCAGCCACAGCAUCCCAACACACCAACACUGACCUGCUCCACACAGUGGAGAAAUACACCAACACCCUGACCAACCAAACUAGGACCAUUGCUGUGGGGGAGGGGCUAGUGAAAGACCCACUGGCCAUGCCCAAAACCAGGUCGGUCGCCGUGGGAACCACUGUGGAGGGAGACUGUAGUGCAGAGAAGGUUGUUACGUCUCAAACCAAAGAGGUGGGCGUCGGCCCUGUCAGCAUCCACACCAACUUCCUGGUCGGCCUGAAAACCAGGAACAUUGCCUGUGGCCCCUCCCACCAAGAGGGAACCACUGUUACUGAGGCCGCUGCCGUGACGAUGCCCGCCAUGACGACUGCUGCCAUGCCAGCAGUCCCAGCCCAGAUUGUUUCAGUGUCGGAUGGGGGUGGACCUGGACUGGACCAUUACAUAGAGAGGGUCCAGAAGCUACUUCAAGAACAACAGAUGUUAUUAGCUGAGAACUACAGCGAGUUAGCAGAUGCCUUCGGUCAGCCGUCCUCCUUCUCACAGAUGGGGUCCAUCAACAGCCAGCUGGUCAACACACUGACCUCCAUCAACUCUGUUAUGAAGUACAGCAGCGCUGAGGACCUGAGCGCUCUGGAGCUACGGAGGCUAGAGCAGGAUAGAACUACCACUACCACAGAUGGGUUUAAGCUGAAGGUGUCCAGUGAGAUCGUCCAGAGUUCAGCGGUCAGCCAGACUGAUACAGUGUCACAUGACCUUAAGGCUCCGCCCAGCCCGGCAACACUGAAGCACCGCAUGGACCAGCAGAUGUCCAGCGCCCUACACGGUGGUCAGAGCACACUGAAGUCCAUCAUGAAGAAGAAAGAUGGCCGCCCGGGUGCCAAAAAAAACCUGCAGUUUGUUGGUGUCAAUGGAGGGUAUGAGACGACAUCCAGCGAUGACUCCACGUCAGACGAAAGCAGCUCCUCCGGGACAGAGGAGGAGGAGGAGGAGGAAGGGGAGAGUUUUGGGGGAGGAAAAGAUGAAGAGAGGAAGACCACUGAGGCGAUGCAGAAGGAUGGAACAGUAGAAGUGGGAAGGAAUGAAGAGGAGGGAGGAAAAGAGCGGGAGGAGAGGAGAGAGAGGUAUGAGUUAAGUGAGAAGAUGUUGGCAGCCUGUAAUCUUCUGAAGAACCACCUGAAUGAUGGCAAGGCCUUAACCAGUAGAGAAGUGAGAGCCAGUGUGAACACGGUACAGAACGAGUGGUUCCGUGUCUCCAGCCAGAAGACUGCAGUUGCGGGCAUGGUGGAGGACUAUUUGGGUGCUUUCCGGGACGUGUCUCCAGCCGUGCUGCGUCACGUGGUCAACAUGGCAGACGGGAACGGGAACACGGCACUGCACUACAGCGUGUCACACUCCAACUUCCACAUUGUCAAGACGCUGCUCGACGCAGACGUUUGUAACGUGAACCAGCAGAAUAAGGCUGGCUAUACUCCCAUUAUGCUGGCUGCUCUGGCUGCUGUAGAGGAUCCAGAAGACAUGGCCAUCGUGGAAGAACUCUUCAGCAAAGGGGACGUCAACGCUAAAGCCAGCCAGGCUGGCCAGACAGGUCUGAUGCUGGCCGUCAGUCACGGCAGGAUGGACAUGGUUCGAGCCCUGCUGGCCCAGGGGGCAGAAGUCAACGUCCAGGAUGAUGAGGGUUCCACAGCGCUGAUGUGUGCCAGCGAACACGGCCAUGCUGAGAUAGUCAAACUACUUCUGGCCCAGCCAGGCUGCGAUGCCACUCUCAGCGACAGCGAUGAAAGCAAUGCCCUCUCUAUCGCUCUGGAUGCCGGUCACAAGGACAUAGCAGUAUUGCUGUAUGCCCACGUCAACUUCUCCAAAGCCCAGUCACCGGGGACCCCUCGUCUCAGCAGGAAGACAUCCCCUAGUCCUACUAGGAGGGGCAUAUUUGAUUAGCCCCUUCCACUCUACACAGCUAUUGGUCAUCAAAGGACAGCAACAAAUCAAUGGCUGAAUGUGGAUAGCAAUGCCAGGAGCUGAUUCUCGUCCAAACAGAAAUGAGCCCUGGAUUUAAAGUGACAUGGAUGCCUGUCGUUAUCAUUAAUGUUAUAUUAUUAAAUAAGAUGGUUCUGUAUUGGUCAGUCUUGUAAUAAGUGGAAAUGGUAUUGUUCAGUCAGUUUGGACAUGUUAAAGUGAAUGUAGAGAAGGUCUAGAUCUGUGUGACAUUCCAACUGCAUAUAGUCCAUUUAACAGGGAAAGGACAGGGAGGAAGAGGAGGCAAGAACAGAGGAUAAAGGUAGAGAAAGAGGGAAAGAGGAAGAGAGAACAGCCUCUCUGUUUUGAGGCCAGACUGUACUGGUAUAGACAUCUGGGCCAGGAGUGUACUGGGCUCCUACCCUAUGGGCUGUUCCGGCUUGGAUCUGUUACUUCCUAUAUCCCAGCAGCUUAAUAACAUUGUAUACUACUAUUACAUACAAUCUGUUGCUACAUUCAUGGUACUGGUCAACACUCACCUUUUAGUUGUGAUGAAGGCUAAAUAGCAUCAGGACAUAUCUUCAUCUCAGUACCACCACAGGUUAAAGCUGUUAUAUUACACUGAUGCCUCAUGUCAAUUCAGACUGUAUGUAAAUCAUAUCAUAUAUUGUUUCACUGACCAGGCAGUGUCUGUAGCUACAUUAUUCCCGUAGUUCUUAAAGUAACAACUGAGCUUGGCAAUAUUCUUCCUCUACUAUGAUAUUUGUGGAUGAAAGAUGGGAACAUUGUUCCUUUGUCCAAUAUGAAUAAUAUAUUGCAGUCAGGAUACUGUAGUAUUAGAAAUAGUUUCAAAGAUUUCUUUUCAUCAAAAAAUGUAUUGCAAUGUGAAUAUUGAAUCGCAAAUGCAACAUUCGGCUUCAAUUUGGGUCCUACACCAAAAAAGCUAUCUCGAUUGGAUAUAAAUGAUAGUUUUAUCCAAAUAAUUUCUAUCUAUUUAAAAAUCACAUUAUUUUGAAUAUUUCCUAUUGUUAAUGUUACAUGAAGUUAUAUAUUUAUCUGUUAUAGUUUUAAAUGCAAAUAUCAACCUAUUCCCUUGUAUAUAGUUUACAGUGCUAGUACUGCUAGUAGAAUACUUCUGUAAAGUGUUGUUUAAGAAUGUCAAGGAGGAGAUGGGGUGCUUUGAUUAUUUUUUUUGAAGUUUGAAGUGCCUGGAAUCUAUUGCCAUAUAUCAAUAAAGUUAAUUUCAAUAAGCUGUGGUUGUUUUCACUCUCUGGUUUGUCUUUCUGUCUCCCCAACAGAAGGGAUAUGGAUAAUACUGCUACUGAAUGUCUGGUUUACUAUCUCCCUCCACUGGUGGAAACUGGUAUUUAAUAUGAAUGCUGCCUUGUUGUAUGCAAAAUGUCCAUGGAGGAAUCCAUGCAUUAAUAAAUAAAUGAAUUGAUUGU
Molecule: messenger RNA, 5951 nt
Organism: Esox lucius (northern pike)
Lineage: Eukaryota; Metazoa; Chordata; Actinopteri; Esociformes; Esocidae
Gene: kank1a
Product: KN motif and ankyrin repeat domains 1a
Exons: 14
Coding region: 463-4488 (1341 amino acids)
Biological process (GO): negative regulation of actin filament polymerization
Cellular component (GO): cytoplasm; cytoskeleton
Molecular function (GO): protein binding
Source: RefSeq, a predicted model, not a curated record